Messenger RNA from Myotis myotis, 9719 nucleotides. It is a transcript of the gene BCL2, whose product is annotated as BCL2 apoptosis regulator. Bases 672 to 1274 code for a protein of 200 amino acids. Lineage: Eukaryota; Metazoa; Chordata; Mammalia; Chiroptera; Vespertilionidae. The transcript has 4 exons. Gene Ontology annotation, molecular function: protein homodimerization activity; protein heterodimerization activity. The record is from RefSeq and is a predicted model, not a curated record. Gene Ontology annotation, cellular component: mitochondrial outer membrane. Gene Ontology annotation, biological process: intrinsic apoptotic signaling pathway in response to DNA damage; extrinsic apoptotic signaling pathway in absence of ligand; negative regulation of intrinsic apoptotic signaling pathway.
GGAGCGGGCCCGGAGGGCGGGCGGGGGCCGUCUCAGGCGCGCCCUCCCCGGCAGUGGCCCAGCGCGCCGUGUGUCCCCGGAGGAGCGCGCCGCUCCCGGCCCGACCGCGGUUCCUUUAACCCUGGAAAGGGAGCGGGGCGGAGGGGGCGGCGGGGCCGCUCAGAGGAGGGCUCUUUCUUUCUUCUUUUUUUGAAUGAACCGUGACGUACUACAGGAAACCAGUCGGUUCGAGCGGAGAAUGAAGUUCAUUUGCAAGUUUCAUAGCAGCUAUCGCCGGGAGUUCUGAAGAUCGAUGGGGUCUUUGCCUUACGCAUUUGUUUUGUCUUCACAAAAAAGGAAACUUGACAGAAGAUCAUGCCGUCCUUAAAAAAUACAAGAUCACGGAGGAAGUAGACUGAUAUUGACAAUAAUUAAUAAUAAUGUGCCUCAUGAAAUAAAGAUCCGAAAGGAAUUGAAAUAAAAAUUUCCUGCACCUCAUGCCAAGAGGGAAACACCAGAAUCAAAUGUUCCGCGUGACUGAAGACACCCCCUCAUCCAAGAAUGCACAGCACAUCCAAUAAAAUAGCUGGAUUAUAACUAUUCUUCUUUUUUUCGGGGACGUGGGGCGGGGGCGGGAGCGAGAGGUGCUACUGGUACCCGGCUGCUUUUCUCUGCUUUUCCUCGGGGGAAGGAUGGCGCACGCUGGGAGAACAGGGUAUGAUAACCGGGAGAUAGUGAUGAAGUACAUCCACUAUAAGCUGUCUCAGAGGGGCUACGAAUGGGAUGCCGGAGACGCGGGCGCCGCGCCCCCAGGGGCCACCCCGGCGUCGGGCAUCUUCUCCUCCCAGCCCGGGCGCCCCCCAGCGCCCGCCAGGACCUCGCCGCCGCCUCCAGCCGCCCCCGCGGCCGCCGGGGGGCCAGCGCUCAGCCCCGUGCCACCUGUGGUCCACCUGACCCUGCGACAGGCGGGCGAUGACUUCUCCCGUCGCUACCGCCGCGAUUUCGCAGAGAUGUCCAGCCAGCUGCACCUGACGCCCUUCACCGCGAGGGGACGCUUUGCCACGGUGGUGGAGGAGCUCUUCAGGGAUGGAGUGAACUGGGGAAGGAUUGUGGCCUUCUUUGAGUUCGGUGGAGUCAUGUGUGUGGAGAGCGUCAACCGGGAGAUGUCGCCCCUGGUGGACAACAUCGCCCUGUGGAUGACAGAGUACCUGAACCGGCACCUGCACACCUGGAUCCAGGAUAACGGAGGCUGGCAGUCCCGGGAGGUUGGCACGGUUUUACUAUCUUUCAGAUGAGGUUUGGAGACGUGACUGGUUAUAGCUGCUUCGGUGGUUGAGCUGGGAUUUGAACCCAGGCAUCUGCAGGGUACUUGGUGCUCUUAGUCACAGUACUUUGUUGCCUGUCUUCUUCUGGAGCUUGCAGGAAGCCGCUUCGAUCGAGGCCCCAGAAGCAAUGACUCGGGCAGAUAUGAGCAGCGGCAGGAUGCAGAAAAGCCUGUUUAGGAAACCAUUUAUCUGACGUAGACAUACCAUCUGAGAUGACCUCGGAGGAAUAACAAUGGCCAUAAUAACAGCACCGCAGUCUUUACCCUGGCAUAAGAAACCUGUUUUGUAAUGAAAAUGGAAUUUUUCUGGGAAAUAGUCCUAGAAAGAGAUAGGCAGUCGAGAUAAAUUAACAAAAUGUAAGCUGUAGCACGUCGUGUUCUCUGUGUUUUUUCUUCCACCCUCACCUUCUCUGUUGUGUCCUUUACUCUGUGCACUUGCCAUCUGUAGAUUGGGCCACUGGGUCACAAAGGAAGAGAGGGAUGUGUGUGCACCCAGAGGCAGAUGCACUUCACCUUGGGUCUGCCCCUCGACAUACCUGGCUGGCUAGGAGAAGGGUCCUUUAGGGUAAGCAUUGCAUUUGGGGUGGAGGCCUGUGGCUUUCUGGAAUGAAGGGUGGUGAGUUGGUUUCCCAGGUGGCCCACGGGCAGACAUUGAGCUCCAAGGUGUUCAGGUGUGUGUGCCGUCAUGGAUCAUUACAGCCCAACCAAAGCUGUGUUUUCAUGUCACAGGUCAGAGUCAUAUAAAAUAAACUCUUGUCAUAACAAAGGAUGUGGCCGCCAGAUUACAUCUGAGUUUGCCCCUGAGGACUCUGAUUUUCAUGUCAAUGUGGGGAAGGGAUUCCAUUUUUAUGCUGAUUCUAAUUGGGGGUCUGUCUUGCUCUACCCCCCUCAUAAAUGGUGAUAAAUAGUGGUGGCCAUAGCAGCGAGGAAGGAGAAAGAGUGGGGACUGGAAACCCAGCCAAGAUCUUUUGGCUCCAAUUUUAUGCAAAUUCGCUGAAUAGCAUGCAGAUGAUUUCACAGUAGUACGGGGACCCAGGGACAAGUGCUCAUCUGUUUCCAGCAGCCUCCCUGGGCUUUCGACAGUGGCCACUAUAGAGGCCAGGACAAGUCCACAGUGAGGCAGGUUAAAGAUGGUUUGGUGAGGAAUGGUCACUCCAUCAGCAGACGCCAUGCUUAGAAUUUCAUCAUGACCAGCAGCUUGCCUUUCAGCAGCCUGCCAGUCAAGAUUUCUAUGUUUUGAGAACAAAACAAGGUCAACAGAGAGAGAGAGACCUGAUGUUUUUUGUUCCUCCUCUUGUCCCAAAGAUGUUUCAUGGUACAAGGCUAUCUCCGUACACCUAAGCAUCCCACACAUAUUGAUUGGGCAUUGACUCAUUAUAGGGCUCUGUGCGAGGCAUGGAAGAAGGGCUCAUGCAUCAUCCAUACACUGUGUCUAAAAUCUGUACUGUCCAGUAUGGUAGCCACUAGCCCAUGUGGCUAUGGGGCACAUGAUAUAUGGCUAGUCCAGUGGACUAUGAUUGGAAUGUAAAAUACACACCAGGUUUCAAAGACUUAGUAUAAAAAGAUGAAUGCAAAUAUUUUAUUAGUAAUUUUUGUUAAUUGCAUGUGGAAAUGAUAUUUUUCAAUAUAUUGGUUUAAAUAAAAUAAAUGCGGCCACCUGGAAACUUAAACUUACAUGUGUGACUCACAUGAUAUUUCUGUUGGGCAGCGCUGGUUUAGACUGCUAACCAUUUUUUGCACUGUGGUCACCUUUUUAUUCCCAUAUUUAGAUAUAAUAAGAGGGUAGAAAGAUCUUUCUUUUUUGCAUAGAUGGGGUAGAGUUAAGACAGCUUCAUGGCAUCGUGUCAUUCACUUCCAGGUUCUUGUUGAUGCUGUUGUUGGUCCAGUGAGGUAGACAGGGAAGGGCUGGCCACAUAUGUGCAGGUGAGUAUGCUGAGGUAUUAGAAGGGAGCUUGCCCACCUGCUCUAUGGGUUAGAGCCGGGAGUAGAAUUUCAGAGUUUUGACUUCUAGUCCACUUCUGUUAGAAAUAUACUAAUAAUUACCCAUGGAAAUAUUUGUUUGUGUUUUUGUACCAAAAGAUAAUAGGACAGAGUCCCCUUUAGAAGUAAAUAUUUAUAUGUGUUUAUGUAUUAAAUGGACACAAGCAUGUCCUGCAGCUGGCUAAUGUGACACAUUCACCAAAAACUGUAGCUGAUUUUCAACGAAAAGGUUUGACUCACGUUGAAAUUUUAGAACCAUCAGAUCAAGGUCAGGCUUGGGUGGUAGGCAUGUUGCCAUGACAAGGAUGUUUCUUCUGUUGGGAGUCAGUUAUUGUCAUGUAAAAUUCUUGGCAUCAUGAAGCAAGGUUGGUGGAUCUCACCUGUCAGAAAGGCCUGAGAUUGAGGUUAGUCCCCCACUGGGUGGACGGAUGAGGCAGGUACCCUGGACCAAAGAGGCAAGGGAUCAGAUCCAGGAAGUCAGCACUGAGUUGUUUUAUUUAUAACACUUCUAACACCAGAGGUGUUACACCAACAGCCAGUUCUCCAACUCUCUGCCUGUCAAUGGGGUGUCCUGUAAUUUAAUUCGAUUUUGACACUAACUACCUGGCGUUAGCGUCAGACCCCACAAUUGAAGGGCUCAGCCCUACAAGACUGCCCCCACUUUAGAAACCAGUCAGAAGUCUGGGCCACUCAUACUUCUGACUAACCCGCUAUAAAUCUCAGGUUUCCAUGACCCCCUCCUCAUGUUAGAAUGGUUCACAGGACCCAGGAAAAUGCUUUACUUACUAUGACUGGUUUGUUAUAAAGGAUACAACUCAGAAAUAGCAAAAUGGAAGAGGUGCACAGGGCAAGGUAUGGAAGAAAGGUAUGGAACUCAUUAUCUUCUCAUCAUCUUGACCUGUUCACCCGUAGUUCAGGGGUUUUAAUGGAGGUUUCAUAAGGUAGGCACAAUUGAUCAAGACACUGGCCAAUGAUGAUCAAGACUCCAGUCCCUCAUCUCUCCCUGGAGGUAGGGAGGUAGGGUGUGGGGCCGAAAGUUCCAACCCUCCCAUCAUGCCUUGGUCUUUCUAGUGACCAGCCCCCAUCCUGAAGCUAACUAGGGAUGCAGGCCACCAGUCAUCUCAUUAGCAUACAGAAGACACCCAUCACUCUGGAGUGUCCAACAGUCCUAGAAGAUCUUAUGUUAGAAACUGGGAACCAAGACCAAAUAUAACAAAAAAUGCUCCUCUCACCCCUGUCACUCAGGAAAUGACAAGCAUUUUAGGAGCUCUGUGCCAACAACCAGAGUGAGAACCAGAUAUAUAUGUCUUAUUAUAUCCUAAUGUUACACCCAAUAUGGACAGAGGAUGGGGAGCUACUCUUCUAGGGGAGAAGAGAGAAGCUGUCAAGGUCAAGAAUAGGAGUUGGGCAUGGCAGGUGAGAUCAGCAUAGUAUUGCGGGCACUUAGGUCAAGGGCUUGAUUUGUAUCCUUCUAGCUCUCCCAGGAAUUUGCUGCUUGGUGCACAUCACACACCCCUGAGCCUCAGUGUCUUCAUCUGCAAACAAAGGAGUUGGGUUAGGGCAGUCUCUCAUGAGAACAAAUUUGUGAUUCUAUGAGUUUUGAAGGCCACAGAGGUAGCAAGAAUAGUAUUACCUAGCUAUCGGUGACAGCACAGGGAUUUGGUUCUUACUGCUGUCCUUUCUUCUAAUAUACUUGGGGGCAGUGAGAUUCAUGGUAAAUACCAUCAUUGGUCUGGACCGCUCAGUCGGCCCUGGUUGAGACAGGAGCUGGGUCUAGGAUUACCUUACAGCUGAGCCAAUACACAGGUAUUGUAGUAUAAUAUCUAAACACAUUUAGACUUGGUCUUUCUUGGCUCUCUCUGCUCUCCCUAUCCCUAUACUUCCUUGUUAUAAUUAUGUCUUAUUUUAUAUUUUGAGAGACUAAUGUUAUGCAGGCAGUAAUUCCCCCACAUUGAUCAUAUGCUUUCGUAAAUCACUGCUGUCCCCGAUUAUUUUCUCUGCUUUAUUCUUCCUAAAAAUUAAAAAGCCAUAGAUGAGUGAUAUACAAUUUUAACUACUUUUCCUUUGUAAAGUCUGUAUUUUUAUUGCUUUGAGUGGGUGUGGGAGAGACAGAAGUCCUCAGAUCUUGAGAUAGCUUUGUGUUUUGUAGAGAAACACCCAGGAACACAUUCAUUCCCCCACGAAGGGAUGCAGCCACCUCUUCAGCCUCAUUAUACCUUGCUGAGCUCUGAGAAACCUGGCAUCGUUUCUGUUGGAAUGAAAAGAUUGGCAGAGCUGCCCUAGACAAUAGUACUGUAAAACACUGUGGCAGAAGGUUUGGUCUACAUACCAAGGCAGCCGGAGCAUUAAUUGCAUUCUCUGAGAUCAGGAAAAAGGUGCCAAGUUAUUUUCUUCAUGUUUUAAGAAUGACAGGCUUUUGCUCUGCCAACUCAUAGCAUCGUGGCAUCACAUGGAAAGGAGAUGCUAGAUCUGAAAAAAAAAAAGUGUAGAAGUGAGAAGUGAAGAUGUCUGGUAGGCAGCUUGUUCUUAACAAAGAUCUAAGGACGAGCUGCUUCAUCAUUGGUACCUGUAGAUGACCAGGAGCAGAUGAGGAAGUGUAUGCAUAAAUGUGCAUGUUCUGUCAAAGCAUUUUUCAUUUUGAAAUAGUACUUUAAAUUUUGGAAUGGGACUUUUCAAGUUGCCGGCUACAGUGUGAUCCCAUUUUCCUUGGUGUGUGGACUAGAGAAAAGGCGGUAAUUUCUGUAUGUACUUAUUCUCCCCUUGGCCGUGAACAAACACGCACUCAUGACUAUUCCACAUAUCCAGGGUCCUCCAGACAUGCCAUGCAGCCAUGCUAUCCCCUGUUGUCCGACUGUCCCAUGCAGUCUUGCCUUUGAGCCUAUUGUUCCUUCCCCGGGAAUACACUCCCUUCACAACCCACCCUCACACACACCACCCUAACACAUGCACAUUUUCUUCCUGGUCACUCUCAUCUCUGAACCUGGGGAGGACAUGUCAUCAAGAACUGUUUGUAAUGACUUCACUAGGUUGGGCGGAUUGUGCCUGAAGCAGGUGUUUGCCUGUGUGUUGGGGGUUUUCCUGGGCUGAACAUUGUUAUUCGGUGUAGCACCUCACCCUCCCUUCACAGCCCCCAAAAAAGAGAAGUACAAACAUGGCUCAUGUUCAGGGUUUGAGUAUGUUUUGGUUUAAAAUGUUCAGUGGAUCAGAGAGCAUUUCAUUCCGGGCAGUGCCCCUGGAGAAGUGUUUUGAUUUCAUGUGAUAAAACCUCCUGUCCCCAUUCCCUCAUAUGGGGUGGGUGGUUGGGGGAGCAGCUGCUGAGAGCCUGGCUUGUCCCUGCAGGAAGGAGGGCUGGGUCCACCAGGACCUGGGGUCAUCCGAUGCACAUGUCCUGUUCACACGUGGUUUAGAGCCCAGUGUGACCUUCUGGGCUUUCCCCGUCAGAGCACACCUCCAACCCAGGUGAGGCUCCAGCAGCCACCAGGUUGUGGUACAAGAACUAUCACUGAUCUUACCUGUCGCCUGCAACAGGAGAAAGAUGCGCAGAUCAUGAAAAUCUGUCCUUAGGCCUGGUUUCCCACGGCACGCAGCAGAGUUCACUUUGCUCUCCUUGCGUGUGGUUAGAGAGCGCUGCGCUCACUCUGAAACCUCCUGCAGCAGAAGCCUUUGCUGAUGGUCCCUCCUCCCACCUACACACACACACCUGUUGCACCCACAGAAUCAAAGAGAACUGUGAGCCUUUCCUCAGUGUCCUAUCUUGUGGCUGAAGAACCAUUCAGUUAAGAUGUCGCUUGGUGAAAAUCGUCUUUCGUGGCCUUCUCUCAAAGACCGUUCAUCUGCUGCUGGUUUACAGGGCAACUGCCUGGGGCCACACAGUAACCCUCCCGUCAGUGUGAGCCCCACACUUUAGUGUCGGAAGGCAACUCCCAACCUUGGAGUGUGAGUGUGAGUGCAACACAGAAAGUUUGGGUUCGUUAUUAAGUAUAUUGCACAAUUCAGAAGGAAAGCCUUUCUAAAAUGUUGUAUCUUGUUUCAGUGUUCACCGUAGUGUAUUAGCUUGCCGUUCUUUUGUAUCUAGGAUGACCAUAAAAUUUAUCAUCCGGGCUGGGAGACGUGAGAGUGAAAAGUGGUGUUCCUAAUUAUUCCACGGGGCCAGCAGGGUAAACAAGAUGGUCCCAGGCAAGCUGGCCCCUAUGGUAGUAAUCUGGACAGAUCUUUCUUAUCUUUUUAGGGAUUGGGCAUGAUCAUGAUUAAUUUUUGGUUUUGUACUGGGUCCUCGCAUUUUUGUGAAAAACCAAAUAAGCUUUUUGUAGGUGCCUGUGUCAUUAUAAACCACUCUCCAAACACAUGCCCUGGAACCACUCUAAUCGCCCUGUCUAGUCUUUCCUUAGGUCUUAGCCAGACCCUGCGUUUCCACCCUCAUGAUGCACCCACAUUGCACUUUCUCACUGCACUGCUCUCCGUGAGCUCUGCACUGAUUUAAAAUGUCUUCCAGCCUUCUGGACUCUAAACGAACUUCCUUCCCAUGGGAUUCUUCUCUUUUAGAAAUUCAUUUUUUUGUUUAGGAGUCUAAGAAUAGGAUGAAGAGAUAUUAGCUAGAUUCUGCGUCUGUCUUAGUAAGGUUGCCUUCUAUCUUUCCUACAUGAGAAAGAAAUGCAUCUAAAUGUCCUUUCAGCAUUUAAAGAAAUUGUUGAAAAAAAAUACCCAUGACUACCUUGUUUGAUAGCGUGACUGAAGGGUUUCAAAUGAACUGAGUUACUCAGAGGUUCUUUGCUCACCUCUGUGCUGCAGACUGUGCUCUUUCCAGGGCUGUCACCGGUUGGAAUAGGCUUCUUUGGUUUCAACUGCAAACGCCAAAGAGGGCGGGAGCUCUGUCUGUUUUACUGUCUGUAAGUGAUGCCCGGGCAGGGCUGUGGACACCUAGUGAGUCUUGGUUUCCAUGCGAGCAAUGAUCUGUUGAAGAGCCUCUGGCUGUAGGUGACAAUAGCUGUCCACGUUCCCAUCAACACCGUCUUACGAGUCUUUGAUAAGAAGAGUGAUGACUUUUUUGAAAAAUGUAGAAUGAUUUUUUUUUUUUUACCACCAUGAACUUCCCGUCCAAGUAAUAAUUAUACAUAUUGGGGAUUAUUUAGAGAGUCUUUCAACAAAUAAAGAAGAAUGGAAACCAAGAAUGUGAUACUGGAAGAAAAUCAGCUUCAUCUUACGAAGGAACUCUUGAAAACCGUAUCCAAUUGUUGCUUUUGUGGCACUUUUCAAUCUGCAGCUAAAUUAGGCCACAGGAAAAGGACAGCGGCCAUCAAAGAGGCAGUGGAGUGGGCAGGGUUCUUUCUCUUUGUGGAAAACAGCUGUGGGUGCUGAGGGUAGAAGUCAGGCUUUGGUUCCACGCAAAGGUGGGAAGGUUUGGUCUUGAGACGCCGUCUCUCUUCUGUGGAGGAGUUCACAGCUGUGGUGCUGCCUUAUCAACAUCUCUGAGGCGUUUGAAAUGUGUUGAUAAAGACCUGGGAAGGAGAGACGGGCGGGAUGAGGGUGUGAGUAAGAAAGAAACAUUCAUCCUACACGGUGCUCAUAUCUCUUCUUGUUUUUGUAGCUGUGGUGACUGAAGGUUAAAUGAGCUAGGUUAUUCGUUUCCAUUGCCUUCUACCAAAUAGAAGUAUUUAUAUGAGUCCUUCAUUAUUUUAUUCCCACUGAGUGAAACUUGAGUUAAGCCUGGGAGAGGAGAAUUGUCUGAAACAAUAGGUGUAUUCCCUCUUCUCGCCUGUGUUCUCUCUCUCUCUCUCUCUUUCUCUCUCUCUCGGAAUUCCAACAAGUUGAGCUCCCCUUCUUAUGAAUGAGGUGUUUUCUUUACUUCAAGUUAAAAACCAGCUUUAGGCAUUCUCUUUUGCUUUGAAAAACAUGUUCUGGGGGAAUAUGUUGAGUAAAUGGUUUGGAGGGCCCUUUAAUACUUACUGUUUACUCUGUCUCCUUCUCCAUCCUCACAGCCUCAAUAUCACCUAUAUGCAGCUGAUUCUCAAAUGGGUAUUUCUACAAACUCCUGUCCUGCUUCUAUACUAUCCUAUCUUUCCACCUGGAUUUCCUGCUGGCAGCUCAAAUGUAACAUACAAUCAAAAUAUUUAAUUCAGGACUAAACUCAUUAUCCCUCCAAAACUUUCCUUGGACUCAACAGUGUCUCUUCACAUCCCCACCAUUCUCCUGAUCACCCCGGCUCAAAACUCAGGAUGCAUUUUUACUGUUUCUGCUCACUCCCUAUGCAGGGAGACAAGAGCCCUGUCAUUUCUCCAUUCUUUCCUAAUCUUGCUGCCACCACCCUUGCUAAUUCUUGCCUAGGUGAUUUCAGUAACUAACUCCAGUUUCUCCUCGCUCCAGUUUACCUAUGCUUUGUAACAGAUUUGAUUAAAAUUCUUCCCUGGUUAAAAAGAAAAAAAAAAAAAAAAAAGGCUUA